CUCACCUUCCUUCCCCUCUUUUUUCUGGCCGGAACCCCCCGCGCUUCAGAUCCGCGGCUCCGCGUCUCGGCCAUGGUGCUGCCUUGGGUGGACCAGGACGAGACUGUGGACAGCAGCGAUGAAGAGGCACUGGACAACAGCGAGGCACGCGUGGGCGGGUACGGGGGCGCCAAGAAGGCAUACCUCAUCGAAGAAGUGGAGCGGCGCGCCAUCACUAUAAAGCAGCUGAGAACCUUGCACAGCUUCCUCCAGUACUUGACCAAGACAGAGGUGCUGAAGCACACCAGCGAGUUCUCGAGGACCACGGGCAUGCACAACAAGCUGAUCCCCUGGACUAGCUUAAACAUGUACGACAUCACCACGGAGGUAAUCAAAAAGGUCAUCCCUCACGUGGACCCCGAGGGCGAGCACAUCGACGAUGAGCGGAGGUGGUACAGCUGGGUGGAGUUCGUCGCUGCGAAGGAGCAGCCGGCGCAGAUCAUGUUGAGCCACUGGUGGGGCGGACGCUUCAUGGACUUUAUGCAGUCGGUGGACAAGAUGGCCCUGGACAGGUCGCUGUCCAUCUACACGCCUAUCUGGAUUUGCACCUUUGCCAACUGCCAGUUCGGGGAGAACUUUGGGUCCAAGCUGAUGGACUGCCCCUUCAUCUGCACCUUGAAGACGGUGAACCUCACCGUUCUGAUUGUGGACUUUCAGGGGGGCUCGUUGACCCGGACCUGGUGCGGCCUGGAGGUGCACUACACCACCCACAACGAGAUCGACUUCGCGCUGUACACCUCCGCGGGGCGCGUGGGUUCCACUUACGUCUCGGGGGGUCCGCUGGUGGAGGCGGUGAAGAACUGGGACAUCCGCACCAGCGAGGCCUCGGACCCGCCCUACCGGCGCCAGAUCUUGAACUACGUGGCCAAGGUGAGCGAGCUGGAGGGCCUCGAGAAGGACGAGGAGGGGCAGCUGGUGCUCGACAACAUGGGCCGGCCCCAGCUGUCCAGCGACGCGCUGGACCCCCACGGGGCCAUGCGCUCCAGCGGCGAGAAGGAGUUCGCGCACGAGGCGAACCUCUUCCGGAAGCACGCGAAGCGUUUCGAGCACCUGAACAUGAUGGUGCGCCUGCGCGUCAUGGCAACCUUGGGCUUGCCGAAGAAGCCCAAGGGCUGCACAGUGGCGGAGGUGGCUUUGCGGGGGGUGACGCUGAACCAGCUGCGUGUGAUGUCGGCCAAGCUCGAGUCGAGUUGUCCCUGGUCAGAGGACGACGAGGAGGAAUGCCCAUGGGGCGACGACCUGAGCCUGGAUGAGGGCCAGUCGUUGUGCUACGAGGAGCUGACGAUCGAGCACGUGGCGGCGUGGAUCAAGUUCCAAACCGCGAUGGUCUGGGAGGGCGAAGGCCCUGGGUCGUACAUGGAGAUCAUCUCCGAUGGGCCCCAGAAGCCUCAGUUUGCGGUGACCUUCUCACAGAGUCAACUCUGGCACGAGCGCAUGAGCGCCAUCGAGGUCUUUGCGGAGGCGCAGCAGCUGCCGGACUCCGCGAUCUUCUUCGUGGAGGUGUGCGGAAGAAAUAUUGGCAGUGGCGACGACGAAGAGGAGUGGAAGCUGAUCCGCACGGAGAGCGAGGGCAUCCUGUGCAUCUUGUCCACCGAGAUGGCUAUGAACGAGAGCGAGGCGGAGCUCUCUAUCGCGCCCCUGGUGAUGCAGGUGAGCAAGGACAAGGGCAUCUUCUUCGCCUCCCCGGGUGGGGUCUUGGCGUGCUCCCAGCCCUUCCGCAACGGCACCUGGGUCCAUGGGGACUUCGAUACCCAGGUGGUCGUGCAGGUUCUGAAGUUGCUGCUGAAGGACAUGGACGAAGACGCCGACGACGUGGACGACAUGGACCUUGCAACCUUCCGAGCGCUGCUGCGGCUGCACCAAUGGCUGGCUGGGCCCUUUCUACGCCGUGCUGCAAAGUUCAACGAUGUGCAGGCCAUCAAGGACAUCUGCUCCUUGCCCGGGCUGCGCCUCACUUCCGACACCAUGAAGGACAACUUGGGCCGCGUGCCGCUGCACGUGGCCAUCGCCUGCGGCUCGCGGGAGGCCAUGAAGGUGCUCCUGGAGGCGAAGAUGGAUCCCAACGUGGAGGAUAACAUGAGCGACCGCCCACUGCACUACGCGGCCCUGGCGGGGCAGGCGGAUCUGGUCCAGGAGCUCGUCGCGGCUGGGGCGGAUGUCUGGUCCGAGAACUGCUUCGGGGAGACCGCUCUGCAGGUGGCCAUGCAGAACCCGGGGGCCUUCGUGGGGGUGAACACCAGCAAGGUCUGCAAGGUCCUCAAGGGCGCCACCAAGACGAUCCCUGAGAGGCAGGCCUUCGAGCUCUUCCGCGCCUUCGUCAAAGACCCGCCCCGCAACUCCGCGGACGCCUCCGCGGGCUCCGCGGCGGCCGCGGCGCGGAAGCUGAAGCGCGGGGGGAGCCGCGUGGACCCUUGAGCCGCGUCAGGCGCGCGUCAGGCGCCGCGUGAGCCCGCGGCCCAAGGAGUCCCCAUGAGCGGCCGAUGUUGGGCCGACCAAAGUCGGCCCCUGAAAAAAACGGGGGGAAGAAACCCAUGGCUGGA
Molecule: messenger RNA, 2579 nt
Organism: Effrenium voratum
Lineage: Eukaryota; Dinophyceae; Suessiales; Symbiodiniaceae
Source: the annotation of a GenBank genome assembly